AUGGUGGUAAAUGUGGUGGUGUACUCUGUGCAUCCGGAACAUUUCGAAAUAACAGAAGUCAGAGUAGUCAAAGCACCAUCAGAUUUGGUUGUGACGCCAACAACACCAGUGAAAGUUCCGAUCCCUCCAGUUGAGUCUGCAGAGGUGAAAGUGGUAGUGUAUUCGGUGCAUCCAGAGCAUUCAGAGUCAGAAAUGACAGACGUCAGGGUGGUCAAAACGCCAUCAGAGUUUGUGGUGAUACCAACAACACCUGUGAAGGUAGCAAGAGAGUUAUCUGAGUUGAGAGAAGUGAAUGUUGUAGUGUGCUCUGUACAUCCAGAACAUUUGGAUGAUGGAGAAAGAAGAGAAGUCCUGGUAGUCAAGGCACCGUCUGAAUUUGUAGUGACCUCGACUUCACCAGUGAAAGUGGCAGUUCCGCCUGUAGAGUCUGCAGAAGUAAGAGUUGUUGUGUACUGA
This is a messenger RNA of Clavispora lusitaniae ATCC 42720, 456 nucleotides long. Lineage: Eukaryota; Fungi; Ascomycota; Pichiomycetes; Serinales; Metschnikowiaceae. The record is from RefSeq and is a predicted model, not a curated record.